CCACGGCGGGGCUGCUGCGCCUGCGCAAGUCAUUGGCGCCAAGAUGGCGAUGGAGAUGCGGCUUCCUGUGGCUCGUAAGCCUCUUAGCGAGAGCCUGGGCCGCGACACCAAGAAACACCUGGUGGUGCCGGGCGACACAAUUACCACGGACACGGGCUUCAUGCGGGGCCAUGGAACUUACAUGGGGGAAGAGAAACUCAUUGCAUCUGUGGCUGGUUCUGUGGAGAGAGUCAACAAGCUGAUUUGCGUGAAAGCUUUGAAAACCAGAUACAACGGUGAAGUCGGAGACAUCGUGGUGGGGAGGAUCACAGAGGUUCAGCAGAAGAGGUGGAAAGUGGAGACCAACUCCAGGCUGGAUUCAGUCUUGCUUCUGUCAUCCAUGAACCUUCCGGGAGGAGAGCUGAGGAGAAGGUCCGCGGAGGACGAGCUGGCCAUGCGAGGCUUCUUGCAGGAGGGCGACCUGAUCAGUGCUGAGGUCCAGGCCGUGUUCUCGGACGGCGCCGUCUCUCUGCACACGAGGAGCCUCAAAUACGGAAAACUCGGUCAGGGCGUCCUGGUCCAGGUCUCGCCCUCCCUGGUGAAACGGCAGAAGACUCACUUCCACGACUUGCCCUGCGGUGCCUCGGUGAUCCUGGGGAACAACGGCUUCGUCUGGAUCUACCCGACACCCGAACACAGAGAAGAGGACGUGGGCGGCUUCGUGACCAACCUGGAGCCGGUCUCCCUUGCUGAUCGAGAGGUCAUCUCCCGGCUUCGGAACUGUGUCGUCUCGCUGGUCACUCAGAGAAUGAUGCUGUAUGAUACGAGCAUCCUGUACUGCUAUGAGGCAUCCCUCCCACACCAGAUUAAAGACAUCUUAAAGCCAGAAAUAAUGGAGGAAAUUGUGAUGGAAACUCGCCAGAGACUUUUAGAGCAGGAAGGGUGAGGAGGCGUGACUGGGGACGGCCUGUGCACCUGACUGGAGCAGUUCUGGGAAGUGAAGGGCCUGAUUUCGGUCCCCGUGUGUGGCCCAGCAAAGACUGGGACAGGGACACUCACAUCGGGCUGCCCCCAGCCCACAGGCCUGCCUGCUUCGUUCUGCUUGAGAGCACAGCCCGGGAGGUGCCCUGCGCCCCGGCCCCUCGGGCUGCCUGCGGAUCCCCAGCACCGGGGGUGGUUUGGGGUCUUUGGAAGUUUGCAGUGCUCCAGCCAAGUGGACUCCUGUCCUGGAGUAAGACGGAGAGCCCUUCGUCUCCUGCUCACUGUCGUCCACGACGCGCAGUGCCCGUGAAACUGCCCCUGUAAAAACACGGCCUCCCCGGCCCCAGGUUGUCUGUCCCGGCCUCCGCCCCCACCUGCCCCGCAGCACGGAUGCAGCGCUGGAGACCGUGGCUGCUGAAGUGAACCUGACGGUGGGUCAGAGGGAGAAAGUGAACCAGCAGCCUCUUGCUCGGCUGGAAUCUCACUUCCCGCCGCACGUUCCUUCUGGUGAUGGAUUCGCGUGUGUCCCCGCGGGGCUGCUUUGGUCCUCCUGCCCUUGGGGGGGUUUGUAAGACGUUGACUCAUUGGAAAUAGAAGGAGGUUUUUGGGAGCCUGGAUAAAGAUGAAAUCAAGGCAGGGGAAGUGGACGUGGGGAAAAGCUGGUUCUCGCCUACAAUGGAAGUCUUAAUGUGUUAGCUAUUGAGUGACUAAGGGUUCAAAGACAAAACCAGGUGCCGAAGUUCUCACUGCGGAACGGCAGAGUUCCUGUGCGUUGGUGCGAUGUCUAAAAUACGGUGCUCUGGUUUGGGUUUUGGGAAACCUUUGUUAAAGGCACUUCCCUGUUCCUGUGUUCUUUGUGACAGCUGGGAGCUGCCUGCAGGGGCAGGAGAGCGUGGCAGCUGUGAAUUCAGCCAGAGGCCCUGGCUCUGUGCUCGGGUCACCUAGCAAAGUUAAAUCUAGGGGUGCUUUCCGCGGUGGUGGCGUGGAACACUGCAUUUGAGGAUUUCGAAAUACAGCUUGGCUCUUUUUCAUUAAAGGGUGUGUUUCUUGUUCAUAACUCAAUGGAUAGUUUUUUUU
Messenger RNA from Phyllostomus discolor (pale spear-nosed bat), 2037 nucleotides. RefSeq names its product exosome component 2 (gene EXOSC2). The coding region runs from base 44 to 925 and encodes 293 amino acids. Gene Ontology annotation, cellular component: nuclear exosome (RNase complex); cytoplasmic exosome (RNase complex). NCBI's taxonomy places the organism in Eukaryota, Metazoa, Chordata, Mammalia, Chiroptera, Phyllostomidae. Gene Ontology annotation, molecular function: RNA binding. The transcript has 9 exons. The record is from RefSeq and is a predicted model, not a curated record. Gene Ontology annotation, biological process: CUT catabolic process; TRAMP-dependent tRNA surveillance pathway; U4 snRNA 3'-end processing.